Eucalyptus grandis is the source of this 1238-nucleotide messenger RNA. RefSeq names its product aquaporin TIP4-1. The transcript has 4 exons. Bases 360 to 1091 code for a protein of 243 amino acids. Gene Ontology annotation, biological process: transmembrane transport; water transport. Gene Ontology annotation, molecular function: water channel activity. The record is from RefSeq and is a predicted model, not a curated record. Gene Ontology annotation, cellular component: membrane. Lineage: Eukaryota; Viridiplantae; Streptophyta; Magnoliopsida; Myrtales; Myrtaceae.
GAAUAAAAGGGGGAAGAAAGAAAAGAAAAGAGAUUGAGCUCCAAAGGGUCGAUGGAAUAAAUGUCUGAAUCAGCGAGGAACAUGAGGUCUCGUCCUCACAAAUCUUCUAGGCCAUGACAAGAAUUGCCCCGUCUUUGAUCGGAGCUGGAGAACCAGGCAUGCCGUCAUAAUUCUUGGCUCAUGAACAAAAGGAAACUCUACUAGCGUUAUAAAAUGGAGUGUCAUUGUACUUGAAAAGGCCAGUACUCCUUUGAAUGUUUCCGGGAGGCCUCUUAUCCUCAUCGACCUUCUAAACAAGAGAGAGAGAGAGAGAGAGAGAGAGAGAGAGAGAGUCUUCAUCCUCGCAAUCGGCCGCAAAAAUGGCGAAAAUCGCACUGGGAAACAGCCGUGAGGCCACUGAGCCGGACUGCCUCAAGGCCCUUGUCAUCGAGUUCGUCGCCACCUUCCUUUUCGUCUUCGCUGGAGUUGGAUCUGCCAUGGCCGCCGAGAGGCUAGCGGCAGAUGCUUUCGUGGGGCUGUUUGGCGUGGCUAUGGCGCAUGCGCUCGUGGUGGCCGUGAUGAUAUCGGCCGGCCACAUCUCCGGCGGCCACCUCAACCCUGCCGUGACACUCGGCCUCCUUUUCGGCGGUCACAUCACCGUUGUCCGAUCGGUCCUGUAUAUGAUCGACCAGUUGCUUGCCUCCGCUGCAGCUUCUUUUCUUUUGCAGUAUCUCACUGGGGGACUGGCUACACCAGUACAUACCCUUGGGAGUGGAAUGACCUACCUCCAAGGGAUAAUAUGGGAGAUUGUCCUGACGUUUUCCCUGCUGUUCGCCGUCUAUGCCACCAUUGUGGACCCCAGGAAGAGCUCACAGGGGGCCCAAGGCCCGAUCCUCGUUGGGCUUGUCGUCGGUGCCAACAUCCUGGCCGGCGGAGCCUUCUCCGGGGCCUCGAUGAACCCGGCCCGCUCCUUCGGGCCUGCCCUGGCGAGCUGGGAUUGGACCGACCACUGGGUCUACUGGGUCGGACCCCUCGUUGGUGGUGGCCUUGCCGGGUUGGUUUACGAGAACUUCUUCAUCUGCCGAUCUCACGAUCUCCUUCCGACUGCUUAGGCUUUCUAAUUCUAAGUGAUGUUUGUAAUCGGACGUAUGUAUGGUGGGCUUUGAAUAUUACUCUGGUAGUCCAACCCAGUCUAUGUAAAAAUCCCGUGUUGCUAUGAUGCUGAAUGAAAGUUAUGUCGUGAAAUCCAUUUGCAAUCA